AAAGGCAGUUUAAGUACAGCAAUGUUGGAUGAGUAUGUAAAAGCUGUUGGAAGGGGUGGGACGUGAUGGCUUCGGGCUCAGCUGCAGCAUGGCAGGCGCUUGGCGUCGUGGGCUAAGGCUGUGCCCUUUAGGGGGCUUUUGAAGGGAAGUUCUUCGUGUAUUGGUGCUUGUGUUGUGUGGUGGUUGGCAUGAGCAUAAGCCUGGCUCUUGGCUUGGGUUGGCAUGUUGAGGAGGUCAUGGUGAGCGGCAAAAGGCUGGCGUGCGCAUCCGAACAGUCCGAACAGGCAAAUGGAAAGAAACUCCAUCCUAGAAGCGGGCCAUAACCAGGAGGACCUGUUGGCCCGGUAAAUUGGCCCACGUUGCGCGGCUCCGCUGUACGCUGGUCCCUGGGUCAACUUACGUGGUGUCCUAUUUAUCGCGCUAAUUCUUUUUGUCCGUGCUGCAAUUUUUGCAUAUAGAGGACAGAGCUUUAUGCUGGUGCUUUCUGAUUUCCUUGCCUGGGAUACAUCCUGGUGUGGUGAGUAAGGCUUUGAAAGAAGUUACAACGGAAGGAGCUUCAUCGCUUUUCCCUCGUUAGCAUUAUCACAUGCCGAGCUUUUAUCGACACGGACAACUGACGCCUUCUUGGGCCUUCACAAACUGCAAUACUCAGUCGUUGGAGAGUCGUCCGCGGCUUUGUUGAGCACCUUCAAGCCCUGGAUGAGGAACGCAUGGGGUCGUAAGACAAAUGAAUACCAGUGGCAGCGACGGCUCCAGGCAUAAGUGUUGCGCAGAAGAAGUCGUGAGCUCCAGCGAUGACGACGAAUCCGUUUCCAAGGACUACGAGCCGCUUCCCAGCUGUCCGAUCUGCCUGACCGACAUCUUGGACCCCAGGGAGAAAGCAGUCACGGGAUGUAUGCACGCCUUCUGUCGGCGUUGCCUGACGGAAUGGCUCCGCGUAAAAAGACUGUGUCCUCUGUGCAAACGCCGCAUCCACACCUACCUGACGGACAUCCGAAGCGAUGCGGAGUACAUGCAGGUCGACAUCCCGCCCUCACCGCCCCCGCACUCCGCCUACACCACUUCCACCGCCGCCAUCUACGCUGCUCACACCCUUCUCGACCACUGGCAGCUGCAUCACGUCGAUCACUACCACAACCAAAGCCACGGCCACCAUCACCACCACCCGCAGCUCCCACAACCCGGGCGCGAAGGGCAGGGCCAGCAGGGGCCCAGCGGUUCCGCCGGCAGUAGCUACCAUGACGGCGGUGGCCCUACCGCUGCUGCUGCUGCUGCUGCUGCUGGCAGUGGCAGUGGCAGCCUGCACGGACUUAUGGCGCUCUCCCGCCCAGGUGACACCGCGGAGCUGGCCGCGCAGCUGCACCGCAUCGCGGACCGACUGGCGGGAACGGAGCGUCGUCUCGCGCCACCGCGCUUCCGUCAAGCCACUGGGGCAGAUCGACACCUUCGCGCCUUCAACCCUUCCGCUACCGCCUCCGAAGCAGCGGAGGCGGCGGCGGUGGCAGGACCCUCAGCAGCAGCAGCAGCAGGGAGCUCACAGGGGCAGAACCGUCGGCGGCAGCAGCAGCAGCAGCCGCAACCUCAGCCACGGCCGUACUUCUUCCGGCUGCAACAGCGCUUGGCUGCUGCCUCCGCCGGUACUGCUGCUGGCGGCGGCGGUGCGGAUGUCCCCUUUUCUGGAGGCAUUGCGGCAGGAGCUGACAGCGGUUGGAGAGCAAGCAGCGACGCAGUGGGCGGAUGGCAGCAGCAGCAGCAGCUGGUGGCGCCGCCGCGGCUGCCGGCGGCGGUGACGGCGGCCGCGGCGGAGGCUGCGGAGGUGGCGGCGCGGCGUCGAGUGUACGACAGAGGGCUGUGGGCGACUGGAGCAGUAAGACCCGCGGUAGGGGCGGCGGGGGCGACGCGGGAUGCACGCAGGAGCCGUUGGUCAGCGCCUGCUGCCCCUGCUGCGGUUCCCGCGGCGGUGGUGACGGCGGCAGUAGCAGCAGCGGGUGCAGGGCGGUUGCUGGCGGGACGCGGGCGGCAAGUGGUGGAGGAGUGGGUGACGCGGGAGUUGCGGGCGCUGCUGGGAACGUCGGACCUCACGCUGCUCAGGGCGCUGGUGGUGGGUCUAGUGGAAACGUUCGGCUGGCAGCGGGAUUGGGCGGCGGAGGCGGCCGCUGGGACAGCAGCAGCAGCAGCGGCGGCGGAGGCGACAACAGCACCUCAACAGCAGCAACAACAGCAUGACGUUACAGCACCAGCAGCAGCGGCACCUGAGCGGCAGCAGCAGCGGCAGCUUGCUGCGGGCCGCCGGGUGUCGGAGGGAGGUGCUACUCGGCCGCCUGCAGAGGGUGCUGCAGCUGCAGCGGCGGCGGCGGCGGAGGGACCUGUGGCGGCGCUUCGUCCGUUCCUGUUCGACCGGGCAGCUCACUUCUGGCACGAGCUGAGGUGCUUUGCGCUCUCGGGGCUUACCAUGCAAGCCUACGAUGCAAGCGUGCGCUACGGCCUGGCCCCGGCAGCAGCCCCGGCAGCGGCAGCAGCGCCACUGCCCGGGCACCAAGUGCACAGACACCCAGGACAACAACAGCAUGGGCAGCAACCCCAACAGCAACCCCAACAGCAACAACAACAGCAGCAGCAGCAUCAGAGGCGGCAUGGACACGCUACAGUCCACCCCCGUCUCCGUCACUCUCCUGCAGCAGCUUCGUCGGCGGAGAUGGUAGACCUGACGGCGGAUGGGCAAAGCGAGGACGACGAUGACCAGCAGCAGCAGGGGUCCUCGUGGCGGUGAGGAGCGUGCCGUGGUGGUCAGCAGGGGCCGGAAGAGGAGCAGCAGGAGCAGGGCCCGGCAUGGGAGCAGGAGUAGGAGCAGGAGUGGAAGCCGGGAUCGGAGGAGGGGGAGCAGGAGUUGUAGGCUGGGAGGACGGAGGAGAGGCGACGGCAAUGGCGUGGCUGAGAGGCGCAUCGGCAGGAGCAGGAACAGGGACAGGAGCAGGGAGGGGAGCAGGAGGAAGAGCAGGGAGAGGAGCAGGGAGGACAGGCACGAACGCAGGCGGGAGAGUGACCGCAGGGGUAGGCGCAGGGACAGCAGCAGGAGUGCCGAAAUGGAGAGGGGCAGGGACAGCAGCAGCGCGGGCAGG
Molecule: messenger RNA, 3119 nt
Organism: Astrephomene gubernaculifera
Lineage: Eukaryota; Viridiplantae; Chlorophyta; Chlorophyceae; Chlamydomonadales; Astrephomenaceae
Source: the annotation of a GenBank genome assembly